UUUCAUUAUUUGUUAGGUUUUCUUAAUAUUUUAUAGAUGAUCUCUAUCUUUAAAAGCUACAAAAGCUUCCAUAAACCAAACUCGCACCUCCAAGCCAUCCUAAAUAGUUCCUUUUUCAAAACCUUAAAAUAAAUUCUUCUUCAUCAAGUUUAUAUAGAUUAGCAAAAGCUUAUGCUAAUCAAUACACCUUUGGCCACACAAACCUUUGCUUUUUUUUUUUUUAUAUGAUCAUUUAUGCAUCCAAUCUUAAUCUAGUCUCCAAAUAUCUAGUAACUUUUUCUAUUUAUUUGAAGAUUGCUUCUUAUUUUUAAGCAAGUUGAAGCUUGGUAGAAAUCUGCAUUUCAUCAUCUUGAUUUUACCUCAAACUCUUGGUGAUCUAUUGAACCUACUAGCAUGUUCAAUUAAGUAUUUCCUACCUCUUAUGUUUUUCAAAUAUUAAGCAUUUGACAUAACUUAUUUAUGAUCAUUCAUCAUGUAGGCUUAAGUAUGCAUGAUGCUUUAUUUAAAUUAAAGAUAUAAAUCAACAUGUAGUUUUAUCUAUAGGUUUGCAUUAAACAUGUAAAUAUGUUAGGAUUUAUUUUUGAGUUUAUUAUGACCGAUUGUAUGAUUUGUUUGUUUCUGUUUUAAGCAUGCUAUGUUGAAAGCAUGAUUAGGGUUUGAUUCAAGCAUGUUUCAUGUUAUGGAGGCAAUUAAUAACUUAAUCCAUCAAAUUGCAUAAAAAACAAUAAAAUUUAACAUUAAACUUGAUACAUUAAAAUUUAGGGUGAGGGAACCAGGAUAAAUUUCUGUGCAUAGCCCGGCUCAAAUCGGGCCUCAACCACGGGUGUGACGGGCGACGGGAUCCAUAAACAGGUUUAAGCAGCAGCGACUUGCUCGACCUUGCUUACUACAGUGUCCACACUUACUCCAUUUCUAAUCCCAGGGUUUAUACCGUAUACUCCAUUUCCUCUCCCAUGACGUUUCUCUCAUGAAAAUGAAACACUUGAAGGUUUCCCUUAUUUUCCUCAUAUUUUUGGCUUCCCAAACAGUCCACUCCUGGAAAAAAGACGAGUUUCGAAACUGCAACCAGACCCCUUUCUGCAAGCGAGCUCGAUCACGCAAACCCGGGGCCUGCACUCUAAUAGCCCACGAUGUCUCCAUCUCCGAUGGUGACCUCACUGCCAAGCUCAUCCCCAGAGCUCCACAUGAUCAAGAUCAAAUCAAGCCGUUGACUCUCUCUCUUUCAGCCUACCAAGAUGGGAUCAUGCGGCUCAAGAUCGACGAAGAUCCCUCGUUGGACCCCUCCAAGAAACGGUUCCAAGUCCCCGAUGUUGUUAUCCCUGAAUUCGAGACCAAAAAGCUUUGGUUACAGAGCGCUUCGACGGAGAAAAUCAACGGCGAUGAUGGGAGUUUGUCUUCCGUGGUCUACUUAUCGGACGGCUAUGAGGCGGUUCUCAGGCACGAUCCAUUUGAGGUUUACGUUAGGGAUAAAGCAGGUAAGCGACGCGUAAUUUCAUUGAAUUCACAUGGGUUAUUUGAUUUCGAACAAUUGAGAGUGAAAAAGGGGGAUGAGGAUUGGGAAGAAAGGUUUAGAGGGCAUACUGAUACGAGGCCAUAUGGUCCACAGUCUAUUAGUUUCGAUGUUUCGUUUUAUGGGUCUGAUUUUGUCUAUGGAAUACCGGAACAUGCAACUAGUUUUGCUCUUAAACCCACUAGAGGACCUGGAGUUGAGGAAUCUGAGCCAUAUAGAUUGUUUAACUUGGAUGUUUUUGAGUAUGUUCACGAUUCACCUUUUGGGAUUUAUGGUUCUAUUCCGUUCAUGGUAUCACAUGGGAAAUCCGGAAAAAGUUCUGGGUUUUUCUGGUUGAAUGCUGCAGAGAUGCAGAUUGAUGUAUUGGCGAAUGGUUGGGAUGCGGAAGAUGGGAUUUUGAUGCCCACCAAGCAGGGUCGCAUUGAUACCUUUUGGAUGAGUGAGGCAGGGAUUGUGGAUACGUUCUUUUUUGUUGGACUGGGACCAAAGGAUGUUGUUAAGCAAUACAUGAGUGUGACAGGUCUCCCAGCAAUGCCGCAGCUGUUUGCCACGGCAUAUCAUCAGUGUCGGUGGAAUUACCGGGAUGAAGAGGAUGUAGAGAAUGUGGAUUCCAAGUUUGAUGAGCAUGAUAUUCCAUAUGAUGUUUUGUGGCUUGAUAUUGACCAUACUGAUGGAAGGAGGUAUUUCACAUGGGACAAGUUGCUGUUCCCACAUCCAGAUGAGAUGCAAAGGAAGCUGGCGGCCAAAGGUAGGCAUAUGGUAACAAUUGUAGAUCCACAUAUCAAGCGGGAUAACUCAUUUCACUUGCACAAGGAUGCUACGCGGAGGGGGUAUUAUGUUAAGGAUGCAACUGGCAAGGAUUAUGAUGGUUGGUGUUGGCCAGGUUCCUCCUCGUAUCCAGAUAUGUUGAACCCUGAGAUUAGGUCAUGGUGGGGUGAGAAGUUUUCUUAUGAGAAUUAUAUUGGUUCAACUCCUUCAUUGUACAUUUGGAAUGACAUGAAUGAGCCUUCUGUGUUUAAUGGACCAGAGGUGACAAUGCCCAGAGACGCUUUACAUCUUGGGGGAGUAGAACACCGGGAGUUACAUAAUGCCUAUGGUUAUUACUUCCACAUGGCAACAGCUGACGGUCUUGUAAAGCGUGGAGAUGGUGAAGACAGACCUUUUGUUUUAUCCAGAGCAUUCUUUGCUGGAAGUCAAAGACAUGGAGCAGUCUGGACUGGCGAUAAUUCGGCAGAUUGGGAUCACCUCAGGGUUUCAGUCCCUAUGAUUUUGACACUUGGUCUUACUGGAAUGUCAUUUUCUGGUGCUGAUGUUGGUGGAUAUUUUGGCAAUCCUGAGCCUGAGCUAUUAGUCCGUUGGUAUCAACUUGGUGCUUACUAUCCUUUCUUUAGAGGGCAUGCCCAUCAAGACACGAGAAGACGAGAGCCUUGGUUGUUUGGUGAACGAAAUAGAGAACUGAUGAGAGAUGCCAUACGUGUUCGUUACACGUUACUUCCAUACUUUUACACAUUGUUCAGAGAGGCAAAUGUUAGUGGUGUUCCUGUUUUACGUCCAUUAUGGAUGGAGUUCCCAUUUGAUGAAGCAGCUUUCAGCAAUGAUGAAGCUUUCAUGCUUGGGAACAGUCUUUUAGUACAGGGAGUCUAUAGUGAGAGGGCUAAACAUGCAUUUGUAUAUUUGCCUGCGAAGGAAUCCUGGUAUGACCUUAGAACAGGAACAGCAUAUACGGGGGGAGAGAUCCAUAAGCUUGAAGUUUCAGAAGAGAGCAUUCCUGCUUUCCAAAGAGCUGGCACUAUUGUUCCAAGAAAAGACCGGUUCCGUAGAAGCUCCACACAAAUGGUGCUUGAUCCUUAUACACUGGUGAUAGCUCUGAACAAUUCCCAAGCAGCUGAAGGCGAACUCUAUAUUGAUGAUGGAAAAAGCUUUGACUUCAUGCACGGGGCUUACAUUCAUCGCCGCUUUGUGUUCUCAAAUGGGCAGCUUACAUCUUUAAAUAUGGCAUCCUCUUCCCUUGGCAGGUCUAGAUUUUCUUCCGACUGCAUUGUUGAGCGGAUCAUUCUUCUCGGAUAUACCCCUGGGCCAAAAAGCGCUCUUGUUGAACCCGGAAAUCGUAAGGCUGAAAUUGAACUUGGUCCACUUCGGCUAGGGGGGCGUGGUGGUGCUGCUGUAACCAUCCGCAAGCCUGGUGUCAGGGUUGCUGAAGAUUGGACAAUAAAAAUUUUGUAGUAUACGGUAGUCCAUGACUUUCUAAUGUUAACAAAAGAAAGUUACCCUUGUAAUUGUUAAGUAUAGUGAAGAAAAGAGGAAAUAACAUUCGUACCUGCAAUUUACAUAAUGCGAAGAACUGUAGUUUCGAUCACUUUGAUUCUUGGGCUGCCAUUCCUGACAAAUUUUACUUGACAGCACACCCAACCGUUUACAAUGGAUCUCCUCAUGGGUCAGGUUGGGUUCAUGUCGGAUCUGGCAUUAUAUUUCAACAUUUUAAUUAA
This is a messenger RNA of Durio zibethinus, 3996 nucleotides long. RefSeq names its product putative glucan 1,3-alpha-glucosidase. Gene Ontology annotation, molecular function: carbohydrate binding; alpha-glucosidase activity. Gene Ontology annotation, biological process: carbohydrate metabolic process; N-glycan processing. Lineage: Eukaryota; Viridiplantae; Streptophyta; Magnoliopsida; Malvales; Malvaceae. The record is from RefSeq and is a predicted model, not a curated record.